Molecule: messenger RNA, 1098 nt
Organism: Rotaria sp. Silwood1
Lineage: Eukaryota; Metazoa; Rotifera; Eurotatoria; Philodinida; Philodinidae
Source: the annotation of a GenBank genome assembly
AUGGGUCCUUAUCGAGUAUUGGUCUUCGUAUUUCUAGCUGCAUUACUAGAAUUAACUGUUGGAACUCACUUUCGUGGUGGUAUUAUUACCUGGCGAGCACUGAACACUACUCCUUCGGGUACACAUGCUCAAAUUCUGAUUCACCAACGAUAUUCGUGGCGUCGUAGUUAUUGGUCGAGCAUGUGCACUACUACGACAAUCACUAAUCAGCAAAUUAUCGGUAGUCCCACAGGCACUUUAGAUUGCAAUGUUGGCUCUUGUGGCUCAUUCACGUCUCUAAGUGCCGAUGUUAUAUGUACAGAUUACAGCACAUUAAUUGAUUGUUCAUCAGGAGAAGUAUAUGAUACACUUACUCUUCCACUCAGUAGUACUUUUGUAGUGGGAUUUUAUGGCGGUAACUGGUUGGCAUUGGCUAUCGGUGGUAAUUCCUAUUGGCAAGUCACCGGUAAAAUCGAUCUUACAGUACGUCCUGAUGGUUUGAUUAAUACUUCACCAGUUACAACUACUCUUCCAGUGAUUUAUCGAACUGUGGGUGUUCAACAUAUUCACAUUAUUCCAAUGUCCGAUGCUGAUUCUACUGACACACUGCGAUGUCGAUGGUCAACUGAUAAUACACCAACAUCCAAUACAAACGGAUACGACGAAUGUGCCUCAGUGUGUGAUCCGAGUCUACCUCCUGGAUACACUCUCUUUCCAGACAACUGCACUCUCGUUUUUACGAUCUCAAGUGUGGGUGGUUACUAUGCAGUAGCUCUUCAGAUUGAAGACUUCUAUGCCUCAACGAGUACGACACCCAUGAGUUCGGUCCCAAUUCAAUUUAUGUUCUAUGGGAUAGCAGCUCCCAGUGGUUGUUCUACAGCACCUUCCAUAAUCGGUGUUCGACCCAAUUUAGGUGUUAAUGGAAUGCUUAUGAAUCGACCAAGUCGUAAUGGAACCUAUGUAUACUUCAAUGAUGUCACAUUAAAUAAUACAGUCGUACUCAAGUAUGAUUGUGGCUGGUCGCCAAAUGUUAUAUAUUCGGGCAGCACAAUGGUUAUCUAUGCGCCUUUUGCCUGGGUACCAGGUCAUAAUUACUUUGUAACAUUCGACAGCGGUUAG